Messenger RNA from Engraulis encrasicolus (European anchovy), 1186 nucleotides. RefSeq lists its product as uncharacterized. The transcript has 6 exons. The coding region runs from base 1 to 651 and encodes 216 amino acids. Gene Ontology annotation, cellular component: membrane. NCBI's taxonomy places the organism in Eukaryota, Metazoa, Chordata, Actinopteri, Clupeiformes, Engraulidae. The record is from RefSeq and is a predicted model, not a curated record.
AUGACCCAGAAUAUGUUCCAAGAAGGCCUUUAUCAGGUGUUCUUCAAAGAGAAGCCAAAGCCCCGCCCUCGAACACGCCCCCUUAUAACAAGCUCCAAUCAGACUGAGGUGAAGGAGCACCGAUUGGCCCGUUGGUUUGGAACUGUGGUGAAUACCCGCCUCCUCGUAACUGGGGUGGUGCAGCUGCUCAGCUCCCUGUCCUGCAUCCUGGCCACCGCGGCCUACUCCUGCCUCAUCUUCAGCUGCUCCGUAUCCAUGACGACGCCACUGUGGGCCAGCCUACUUUACAUCUUCAGUGGAGGGCUUACAAUGGCUCUGCAGAGGAAACCUACCAAGAUUAAAGCGAUGGUUCUGAUGAGCCUCAGUGUCCUCUGUCUCCUGCUGGGGUUAGUGUCUCUGGUCACCUUCACACUCAAGCCCACCGACCCCAAACCAGGAACCAUACAGCAGCAUACCGGCAUGUACGUCCUGAAGGGCAGCUCUGUCUUCUUCAUGGUCCUGUGUGUCGUGACCUCGCUGCACACCCUCUUUCUCACAUGGCGAGGCCUGCAGUCCUACAGCCCCCCCUACAGGCAGGACUACACCAGUGUCUUGCAGGAAUCAGAUGACCCUGCAGACCCCCUCCUGGGCAGAGACGACUGCAACCUGUAGUCAAGAACUCUACUCAUUUGCUCACCGAUGUGUUUGUGUACGAUGUGUGUGUGCGUGUGUGUGUGCAUGUGUGUGCGCGCGCUUGAUGUUAUAUCCAAAAGUGGUCCUGUGUGUAUGUGUGUGUGUGUUUAGUAAAAGCUACACUGUAGGAGCAACAAUAUGGAAUUCAACUCUAUAGCCUAUGUUGAAUUAGCACUGCAGGCCUACAAUGUACUGUGUUUGUGUGAAUGUGUGUAGUCUACGUGUGUUUCUUGCUGCACACUUACUGCCUUUUUGCUCAUCGGAUGUAUUAAUUUAUGCCUCAUCAUUAUAUAAAGAUGUAAAUGUACAUAUAUUUGUUGUGGAGCUGUUGUUAAUUUGAUUUCUGAAUUGAAUUAAAUCACACCCUAUAUACUCGUAAUUCUCUUUUUUUUCCCCUGGGAAAUCUUUGUUGACUAUCACCCAAGUGUCCAUCUUGCUAACAGGUAGGAAGAGCAAUAAUCCAGAUUGCACAACUCAAGAGUUGGUGAAGAUCUGAUAAAAAGGACUGCCUAAA